UGAAUAAUAAGUGAAGGAAAAUUAGAAAUCGUGGCAUUUGAAAUUCACUAUAUAUUUUGUUGAGAAAAACUCUUAGUUUCAGUUUAUUCCAUCACUUGAAUCCACAUAAAUCGUUCACGAUUGUGGUAUUGAAGAGAAUUUCAUUAUUAUUACCAGGAUUUAUCUGAGCUGAAGAGAAAAUGAAUUGGGGAAUUUAUUCGAUUGUUGCUUUUGUUUUACUAACUAGCAGCCUUAGCAAUGCAAUGAGUCCGCUGAAUGCAAUCGUGAAACAAGUGAAAUCAAACAAUAAAAAAUCGAUCAAAUCGAUUAAAUACGUUGAACCGGCUUUGUUUGCUUGUAUUUAUGAUGAAAGCAUGACUGGAUUUGAUGUGGUGAAAAGUAACGAUAAGGCUGAGAUGUUGGAGUUGAGUGAAAAACUAAGCCGUGGAAAAGACUUAUCACUUUUUUUCCUCGGAACCGGUAACACUAUAUCUGCAAACGACGAGAGAUUCACAAGUGCUAAAGAAUGGUUUAUGAAGUCUGGUACAAAUGUAUGUUACAUUGCGUAUGCGUUCGGUGACCAAAGAGCCACACUAUACAACUUAUAUUUUUACUUGAAAAAAAUAGUUAAAACGAACCGUGUCGAAUAUGUAGCCAAAGAAGCAUUUGACUUCAUUUCGAAUAUUCAACAAAAAUGUAUAGAUACCCAAAUGGAUGGAUGCCUGAAGAAUAUGUCACAGAUAGUCAUGGUCGGAUACUCACUCGGUGCUCAUAUUGCUGGAUACACAUGUCGAUACCUAAGCGAAAAAACUGGCGAAAAAGUCAAGAAAGUAAUUGGUCUAGAUCCUGCCGGUAUUUCACAUCUAUUUCCACCCGAAAACUAUCUUAGAAAGGGCGAUGCUCAGUACGUGCAAAUUAUCCAUAGUUCCUUGAUGGGUACAACGCUUAAAUUAGGCGAUGCUGAUAUAUUUAUCAAAAGCGAUAAAUGGCAUCCAUAUAAGAAUCAUAAGUUAGCUGUAAAAGCAAAUAAUCUUGCGUCGGGGAAAAGGGCCAUUUUGAUCGCAUCGAAAAAAGGAAACGGUAGAGUAAUCGAUAUCCAAGAAGGCAAGUCUAUAGACUUCGAUCUGAAAUCUGAUGAAUGUUUGCUUGGUGUUUACAAUGAUGGCGAUAACAAAGAAGAAACAGUGAGAGAUGAUGAAAAUCAAGAAAAAAAUGUUUUUAAAAUAUCAUUGAUGAAUAGAUUAGUGAAGAGUUUGAGUUUUUGAUUUGUUGAAAAUGCCAGGUUUUCAAAACAAUGGUUAUGAAGAAGAUCACAGGGAUGACAAUACAAUUUUAUUCUUUAAAAAAUAAAUGUUAAAUACCAUAGUUUUCAAUUUGAAGAUCAA
Contarinia nasturtii (swede midge) is the source of this 1364-nucleotide messenger RNA. RefSeq names its product phospholipase A1-like. The transcript is spliced from 6 exons. The record is from RefSeq and is a predicted model, not a curated record. Lineage: Eukaryota; Metazoa; Arthropoda; Insecta; Diptera; Cecidomyiidae. Bases 180 to 1244 code for a protein of 354 amino acids. Gene Ontology annotation, molecular function: lipase activity.